AUGGACCGGCAGCCGAACCGCCGAACCGGCCGGUCGGCCGCCGCCGCCGCCGCCGCCUCCGCGCGGAACGCCGCCGCUGCUCCCACGCGUCGCCUGGGGCUGGACCGCGCCCGCGCCUGGGCUGUGUGCGCCUGCGGCUGCGUGGCUGCGCCGGCCGGGCCGGCCUGUGUGCUGGGCCAGCUCCGCUGCUGUGCUGCCACCGGCUGGCCGGCCGGCCGUCCUUCUGUGGGCUCGUGCGCUGCUGUGCUGCCAGCGCAGCGAUCCGCGAGUCUGAAAUGGCUCCGAAAGUGUCGAAAUGAGUCCGGAACGUCGAAAAAUGUGGCUCGGCGAACCCCAAAAACAUCGAAUUUUGAUCUUUCCCCGGGGGUGAAAAACGGGACCAGAACGGACUGGGCAGCCGAACCAGCCGGACCGGCCGGCAGGCCGCCCCGCUUGAAUGCGGCCGCGCACGCGCCGCCUGCGGCGAAACCCGCGCCCGCGAUUGGGCUGUGCCCGCGACCGCGCCUGAGGGCGCCUGCGCCUGGGCUGGGUGCACCCGCGGCUGGGCUGACUCGGCCCGCGUUUGCUGCGCGGCUGUGCGCUGGGCCAGCUCCGCUUGCUGUGCCUGCCGCCGGCUGGCCGGCCGGGUCGGCCUUCCGUGGGGCUCGUGCGCCUGCUGUUGCUGCCCAGCGCAGCGAAUCCGCGUGA
This is a messenger RNA of Dendrobium catenatum, 687 nucleotides long. RefSeq names its product translation initiation factor IF-2-like. The transcript is spliced from 2 exons. Lineage: Eukaryota; Viridiplantae; Streptophyta; Magnoliopsida; Asparagales; Orchidaceae. The record is from RefSeq and is a predicted model, not a curated record. Bases 1 to 687 code for a protein of 228 amino acids.